This is a messenger RNA of Effrenium voratum, 387 nucleotides long. NCBI's taxonomy places the organism in Eukaryota, Dinophyceae, Suessiales, Symbiodiniaceae. The record is from the annotation of a GenBank genome assembly.
AUGCAAGCAGGGGCUCUUCAGUCACUCCGCUUGGCCAUCACAAAUCUGAAUUGUGAGGCCCCCGCAGUUCCGCGUGGCUUGCUUCGGCUGCGAAUAUCGCCAGCCCAGAUUUUGGCAGACGGUGCGGCAUCCACACAGGCAAUGUCGCAGUUUCAAGCAGACACGGAUCAUUGGGACUUGCCUAAUUCCCACUUGUGGGAUAUAGCCCAAGCGCUUGCUUCGCAGAUGCGGAACUGGUGCAACAAACGCGCUCUUGUUGAGCAACAACAGCCAACGGCACGAACCUCGAGAUCAGGCAGUGUUGCUUCUGCCAAGUGCUCCAGAUCUUCCAUGUCUCUGGAUUCGUUUCCCCGACCACAAUGUGUCGCGACGAAAGAGGCAUCCUGA